Molecule: messenger RNA, 1067 nt
Organism: Cladophialophora immunda
Lineage: Eukaryota; Fungi; Ascomycota; Eurotiomycetes; Chaetothyriales; Herpotrichiellaceae
Exons: 3
Coding region: 303-758 (151 amino acids)
Source: RefSeq, a predicted model, not a curated record
GUGUCUCCGCUGGUUAUUACCACUUCUUUCCCCGGCGUGUCGUCAUUGUUUGCGCCAUAGCUGAAGCUUUUGGUUUCCGGGUCGCUCUGGCGCCACGGUUGCAGAGUCUCCAAGUCACUUGGUCCUCCCUGCACGUCACCGGCUCUUCAAUAUAAGCUUGACUCAAGCUCAACUUCAUCCCAUUCCUCUUCUUCCUCCCAUCAAGCCUGCCAAAAGCCCACCCAUCGACUCUGAUCUUCUUCACCACCCCAACACUCAGACCACGCAUCCUCAGUCCCCGCAGACAAACAAUCAACAUCACAAUGGCAACCCUGCACUAUCUCCCACCCGUUAAGCCCUCCGCAAUUGCCCUGGGCAUUGUCUUCAACCAAGCCGCCUCCGCCGCCGUGUUGGCCCCUCUAUUCGGUGACACCUACCACCGCGCUAAGGCUGCCGACAGCAAGGAAGAGUUCUUCAAGUCUAAGGAGACCGCCACCGCCGCAGCUAGCUGGGGUUCGUCUAUUGUUGGAUCCGCCGUUCAGACCUAUGGUGUCGCUGCCCUCAUCAAUGCCACCGGUACUCUGUCAUACAAAGGAGCUGCAUAUCUCGGUGGUCUGAUCUUCAUGGCUUCUUACAGCCCUUCGCUCGUUUCCGCCGUCGUCGUUGAGAACCGCCCUCUGGACACCGUCGCCGUCGGCGUUUUGACCCGCCUCUUCGAGACUGUCGGCUUGAGCAUGUUCCUUACAUACUGGGGAACUCGGACUAAUCCUUUUGAGUAAACCAACCACUGUCACAUGAAAUGAGAAAGUGGGUGCGAGGGAGGGGGGUGGACAGACGAUGAAUGCAACGAGGCAGACUAUAGGCACAUAGUGAAAGUCGGCCAUGCUGAUCACAAACGGGAGUUCGGAAAGGAAAGGGCAGCUGGACCCAUCAAUGUUUCCGUAAAAAUCAAUAUUGAUUGAAUGAGAGUUGCACUCUCUGGUGUCUCUCUGAUUGGCAGCAUUAUGUUCAGGCUGUCCUAGUCUCGCUUGUUGCGGGAUCUCCUUCAAGCUAUUUCCUGUUCUCGUGCGUUUCAGCCUUUUCUUCAA